UGAUUGAAUUGAAGAUUCAUCAGGAAGUAACAUAUGAAAGAAGUAUCAUUGGAAGCAACCUCAUUAAACCUCUGAGAGGUUAACACUGAUGGUCAUACCUCCAUAAGGCUAAACCACAUGAUACCCAUAGGCUACAGCAAUCUCCUAUAAUGAACCCCUUCCUAGACCCUCUAGAGAAAGGCUAGUAGAUCAGAUCUCCCGAUUCUCUGUCAAUCCAUCUGCAGAACCUUCCUGCUUCAUUGGUCCUGGGACAUUUAGGUGAGUGGGAAUUCAGCUCUAUCCUUCUCCAGGAAUCACAUUCUAUUUUGCAGAUUGUUGAAUCCAAGAUUAUAAGCCAUGACAAUACAUUAUAAUAGCAGCCUCCAAAAAGCUACUUUCUUCCUGACGGGCUUCCAAGGUCUGGAAGAUCUCCAUGGCUGGAUCUCUAUCCCCUUCUGCUCCACCUACUUGACAGUUAUUGUAGGGAACCUGACCAUCCUCCACGUCAUCCACACUGAUGCUACCCUCCAUGAGCCCAUGUACUAUUUCUUGGCUAUGCUGGCCCUCACAGACUUGGGCCUUUGCCUUUCCACACUACCCACUGUCCUGGGCAUCUUCUGGUUUGAUGCAAGAGAGAUUGGCAUCCCUGCCUGCUUCACUCAGCUCUUCUUUAUUCAUACCUUGUCUCUACUGGAAUCUUCAGUUCUAUUGUCCAUGUCCAUUGACCGCUAUGUGGCCAUCUGCAACCCUCUGCGUUACUCUACCAUCCUGACACCUGCAAGAAGUGUCAAGAUGGGACUGAGCUCAGUGCUUAGAAGUGCCUUCCUCAUCCUUCCCCUGCCAUUUCUCCUUAAACGCUUUCAGUACUGCCGCUCCCAUGUACUGGCCCAUGCCUACUGUCUACACCUGGAGAUCAUGAAGCUGGCCUGCUCAAGCAUCAUCAUCAACCAUAUCUACGGGCUCUUUGUUGUAGCCUGCACUGUGGGUGUGGACUUGAUCCUCAUCUUCCUCUCCUAUGCCCUUAUCCUACACACUGUACUGAGCACUGCCUCCCACCAGGAGCAACUCCGGGCCCUCAACACCUGUGUCUCCCAUAUCUGUGCUGUGCUACUGUUCUACAUCCCAAUGAUUGGCUUGUCUCUUGUGCACCGCUUUGGUGAACAUCUGCCCCACAUUGUACACCUUCUCAUGUCUUAUGUGUAUCUUCUGGUACCACCUCUCAUGAACCCGAUCGUCUACAGCAUCAAGACGAAGCAGAUCCGACUACGCAUUGUUAAGAAGUUUCAGUUUGUAAAGACACUUAGAUGUUUUCAGCAGAAUUAGCGUAGGAUAGAGUGCCACGUUUGGUCAUAAAUCCGUUAUAACUUUAGUUUCAGCUAUGCUAUAGGAAAAACAACUAACUCCGUAUUAUUAUCAAAAAAGGAAUUACCUGUGUGAUACACUGGCUGUGUGACUUUGGGAAUGUUACCUACUUCCCUGUUUUUUAGCUUCCUCAAUUGCAGAAUGAGCAUGAAAAUACUUAUAAGGUUUUCCUCUUAUGGAUUUUGUGAAGAUUCAGUGAGAUAAUUUAUGUAAAUCUCUUAACAGUGCCUGAGACAUAUAAAAUUCUGAAUAAAUAUUAACUGUUAUUUGAGAAAAUCCAAAAUUGUGUAUAAAUGUUAUUUUUCAUUCCUCUGGGCAGUGAAAUUUUAUCUAUGAUUUAUCUUUUUAAAAUUUUUACUUUAACCCCUUUUGUAUUCCUUUAUUAAAAUUAUGGUAUUUUUAAAUUCAUUUGCAACA
Molecule: messenger RNA, 1758 nt
Organism: Loxodonta africana (African savanna elephant)
Lineage: Eukaryota; Metazoa; Chordata; Mammalia; Proboscidea; Elephantidae
Product: olfactory receptor 51G1
Exons: 1
Coding region: 337-1302 (321 amino acids)
Biological process (GO): G protein-coupled receptor signaling pathway
Cellular component (GO): plasma membrane
Molecular function (GO): olfactory receptor activity; G protein-coupled receptor activity
Source: RefSeq, a predicted model, not a curated record